Molecule: messenger RNA, 2083 nt
Organism: Manduca sexta (tobacco hornworm)
Lineage: Eukaryota; Metazoa; Arthropoda; Insecta; Lepidoptera; Sphingidae
Gene: TyrRS
Product: tyrosine--tRNA ligase, cytoplasmic
Exons: 2
Coding region: 364-1938 (524 amino acids)
Biological process (GO): tyrosyl-tRNA aminoacylation
Molecular function (GO): ATP binding; tRNA binding; tyrosine-tRNA ligase activity
Source: RefSeq, a predicted model, not a curated record
CAAGUAAUUUUCGAAUUGUGGCUAACUUCGUGUUUCAAGAAAAUACAAUAUUUAUACAAUUUCUGGCACAAAUCCUACGAUAAUUCAAAUUUUGAUAAAAUUUUAUGCUUUUAAAUGUAUGAUAGUGUUUAAUUAAAUAAGAAUUUGAUCUAUAGUUUAUUUUAUUUAAAGAGAUUAUCAAAUUCGAUCUUUAGAGGUUAUGUUUCAGUGUUUCAUUUAGUUUCGUAAGCUAGACACUACUUACAUACGUGUUAUUAAUUUCCCUCAGUAUUUUAUGUUAGAGACCAUACCAAUCAUAUGAUAAAAUCGUUCUAACGUUACACCGUUGUGUCAACUAAAACAAAGCCUGACAUCGUAUCAGCAAUGGCUAACUGGGAAGAGAAGAAACAACUUAUCACGCGUAAUCUACAGGAAGUUUUAGGAGAUGAAAAACUUACCGAAAUAUUGAAGCAGAGGGAUUUGAAAAUAUAUUGGGGAACUGCGACAACCGGUCGUCCUCAUGUGGCCUAUUUUGUGCCCAUGUCCAAGAUUGCUGACUUUUUAAAAGCUGGUUGUGAGGUAACAAUAUUGUUUGCCGAUUUACAUGCAUAUUUAGAUAAUAUGAAAGCUCCAUGGGAACUUUUAGCUCUUCGCACAGAAUACUAUGAAAAUGCAAUCAAAGCUAUGCUGCAGAGUAUUGGGGUGCCACUUGAGAAACUUAAAUUUGUUAGGGGUACUGAGUACCAGCUUAGUAAGGAAUAUACACUGGAUGUGUACAGAUUUUCAUCAGUUAUAACUGAGCAUGAUGCUAAAAAGGCUGGAGCGGAGGUAGUGAAACAAGUAGAACAUCCUUUAUUGAGUGGCUUGUUAUAUCCUGGACUUCAAGCUUUAGAUGAGGAAUAUUUAAAAGUUGAUGCACAAUUUGGUGGUGUUGAUCAAAGGAAAAUAUUUACAAUGUCCGAGAAAUAUCUUCCACAGCUUGGUUAUGCUAAAAGAAUACAUCUUAUGAAUCCCAUGGUCCCAGGUUUGACUGGUGGUAAAAUGUCGGCCUCAGAGGAAGACAGUAAAAUUGAUCUUUUGGACAACCCAGCUAAUGUAAAGAAGAAACUCAAGAAGGCAUUCUGUGAACCUGGUAAUAUCUCUGAUAAUGGUGUUUUGUCCUUUACCAAGUAUGUAGUUUUCCCAUUGCUAAAGGAAGGGGAGACUUUCAUUAUACACAGAGCACCUGAACAUGGUGGUGAUUCUCAUUUCACUAACUUUGAAGAUUUAGAAGCAGCAUUUGGAAAACAAGACAUUCAUCCUGGUGACUUGAAAGCAUCUGUAGAAGCUGCAAUAAAUAAACUUUUGGCUCCAGUUCAAGAUAUAUUCAAAGACCCUAAACUUCAAGAGCUAACUAAGAAAGCUUACCCGCCUCCAACAAAAGCUAAAGGGAAUGCAAGUAAUGCCGCAGAUGAAAUAACUCCAGGUAGAUUGGAUAUCAGGGUAGGACGUAUUGUAGAGGUCUCAAGACAUCCUGAAGCUGAUACUCUUUAUGUAGAAAAGAUAGACUUAGGUGAAGAAGAACCUAGGACAAUAGUUUCUGGGUUAGUCAAUUUUGUACCUAUUGAAGAGAUGGUUAAUCGGGAUGUAGUUGUCCUAUGUAACUUAAAACCAGCUAAAAUGCGUGGUGUAGAAUCAAAAGGAAUGGUCCUAUGUGCAUCCAUAGAUGAACCUAAACAAGUUGAACCUCUGUUUGCUCCAGAAGGGAGUAAACCUGGAGACAGGAUAAUCAUUGAAGGAUAUGAGACUGCUACACCUGAUGAGGUUUUGAACCCCAAAAAGAAGGUUUGGGAAAAACUUCAAGUUGAUUUGAAAACCACCGAAAGUCUCGUAGCAGUGUGGCAAGGAAAUAGUUUGAUAAGCAAGGUCAACAGCAAUCCUGUUACAACUAAGUCUCUUAAAAAUGCACCAAUAAAAUAAAAUUGUCAUGUAUUAAUUCUGAUACAGUAUCAACAAACUUGUUAUAUAUGUUUUGCUUUUAUCGCUUUGUAAAUUGGAUAAUCAUAAAAACUUGAAUUAUUUAUUUUAAUGCAAAUAUACAUUUUAUUAUUUUUAUUAUGUGGCA